GCCUCGGCACCAUUGAUGUUGCAGGAAUGCCGAUGCUACCAUCAUUGGGCGGCUUCUACUCACCUGACUAGGGACGAUCAGCCAUAUCAAGAGUCGGCGAAUCUAGCCUUUGUUAAAACUGUUCUCAUCUUGUCGCUGAUAUUUCGUGACCGUAUUCGAGUUUGUUUCUGCUCCUUCCCUUUUCCCCAUCCUCUUUUUGAAGCGUGCUUGCCGUUGUUGCUUCACCGAUAACAAUCAAGAUGCCGCUGCAGACUGAACUUACCCGCCGACUCGGCAUCACAGUGCCCGUCGUUCAGGGUGGCAUGCAACAUGUAGGAACAGCCGAGCUGGCCAGUGCCGUGUCCAAUGCCGGUGGCUUGGGUAUCAUUACUGCCUUGAUCUUUCCUGAGCCGGAGGGACUCCGUCAGGAGAUUCGCAAGUGCAAGAAGCUGACGACGAGGCCAUUCGCCGUCAACAUCACUCUUCUGCCUGCCCUUGUUCCCCCUGACUAUGAGGCUUACGCCCAGGUUGUCAUUGAUGAGGGUCUCAAGAUCGUGGAGACUGCUGGCAACUCUCCCGGUCCCGUCAUCAGCAAGCUCAAGAAGGCUGGCGUCAUCAUCCUCCACAAGUGCACCACCAUCAGACAUGCCCAGUCUGCGGUGAAGCUUGGUGUUGAUUUCUUGAGCAUCGACGGUUUCGAAUGCGCUGGCCACGUCGGUGAGUCGGACAUUACCAACUUCAUCCUCCUCAGCAAGGCCCGCCAGACACUCAACGUCCCAUUCAUCGCCUCGGGUGGCUUCGCCGACGGCCAAGGCCUCGCUGCUGCGCUCAUGCUUGGCGCCUGCGGUGUCAACAUGGGCACUCGCUUCCUCUGCACCGUCGAAUCCCCCAUUCACCACAACAUCAAGGAGGCGAUUGUCAAGGCACAGGAGACCGAUACCGCGCUUGUUCUCAGGCGCUGGCGCAACACCACCCGUCUCUUCAAGAACAAGGUAGUACAGGAUGCCCUUAAGGUGGAGAAGGAGAGCAAGACGGGCGAGUUUUCUGAAAUUGCUCCUUACGUCAGUGGCAAGCGCGGCAAGGAGGUGUUCAUCAACGGUGACCCCGAGUAUGGUGUCUGGACUGCUGGUCAGGUCAUGGGUCUCAUCAAUGACAUCCCGACCUGCAAGGAUCUCAUUGUGCGCAUUGAGAAAGAGGCUGAAGAGACGAUCAAGGAGAAGGUCAAGCUGUUUACCGCGCCGUCGAAGCUAUAGAGCUGGUUAUGGUUGGAUUAUGGCUUGCUGUGCAUAGACUUUGCCGGUGUUGGGGGCACGUGUACGCACUGUCCUGUUUACUGUUUCAUUGUCAAUAGUUUUGUGUUCUCAUGCUGUUGCGAUGCUUCCUUCGUAUUC
Neurospora tetraspora is the source of this 1370-nucleotide messenger RNA. RefSeq names its product inosine monophosphate dehydrogenase. The coding region runs from base 240 to 1232 and encodes 330 amino acids. The record is from RefSeq and is a predicted model, not a curated record. Gene Ontology annotation, molecular function: nitronate monooxygenase activity. The transcript is spliced from 4 exons. NCBI's taxonomy places the organism in Eukaryota, Fungi, Ascomycota, Sordariomycetes, Sordariales, Sordariaceae.